Colletotrichum navitas is the source of this 2143-nucleotide messenger RNA. Its product is annotated as ubiquitin-conjugating enzyme. The transcript has 9 exons. The coding region runs from base 491 to 1837 and encodes 448 amino acids. The record is from RefSeq and is a predicted model, not a curated record. Lineage: Eukaryota; Fungi; Ascomycota; Sordariomycetes; Glomerellales; Glomerellaceae.
GGGAAAGGGAGGGGAGUGUACGGGAUACUACGGAUACCUAUGUGUCCAGCUCAAUGCCACACCGCACUCCAACGAUUCAACCGCAUCAAUGCACACUACAUAAAAUUACCCCUCCUGCCCCGCCAAACUACUGAUUUUGUGCAGCUGCUUUCUCACAGUGUCCCAGCAUUCCAGUGUCCUAGCGUCCGUCCCGACAGGCGCCUUCCCACCGGAGUACUUCUACUUUUACCAGCAAGGCAGCCGCCACCGACCGACCAACCGAACUGACUGAUCAACCAACAGAAGUCGCAUUUGACCGUUUGUUAAACUCCCUUGACUGUCCUGGACUUCAUCUCCGUCAGGCUCUCAGGCCGCGCCCGCUUGAUCGUCUCAACAUCAAAGUCUCCAAGAAGGCAAGUGACUGCUAUCUUGUCUACUUACAGCAUUUCGGAACCAAAAGGACCACGCGACUGCUCGCCAAGGGAGCCGCACAGCGCUCAAUCCAUUCACCAUGGCGGAUCAAUCCAUCAUUCGCAUCACCAAGGAGCUGAGUGACAUCCAGCGAACAUCAGAUCUCUCUUUGGCUGUUGCUUGCCGGGAUGUCGAUGUUCGCAAUGUCAAGGCCUUGAUCAUCGGCCCCCACGACACCCCCUACGAGUUCGGUUUCUUCGAGUUCGCAAUCCGGUUCAACAAGGAGUAUCCUCGCAAAUCACCCAGUGUGAACGGAAUCACGACGAACGGAGGACGAUGCCGGUUCAACCCGAACAUAUACUCGUCCGGCAAGGUUUGCUUGUCCAUUCUUGGCACCUGGCGUGGAGAGCGUGGUGAAGAAUGGUCCGCGGCACAGGGUCUUGAGUCCAUCCUCAUCUCCAUUCAGAGUCUGAUGUCAGGCAAUCCUUACGAAAACGAGCCCGGCUUCGAGGAGGCAAAUGAUGCAUCAGACAAGAAGAACCAGAAGGACUAUGUUCAGAAGAUCCGCCACGAGACUCUACGAAUUUCCGUGAUUCAACGCAUGGAGGAGUAUUUGGGUUUGACUCCCGAUGGCAACGCAAUUGCCCAACAGUCGGCGGUAGAUGGAGAACAGCUGGAUAUGGACACUGAGGACAUGGAUGGCACCAGCGUCCCCUUCGAGCCCUUCAAAGAUCUGUGUAAGCGACGGUUCCUCUGGUACUACGACAACUAUCUGCUCGCUAUCCAGAAGGCCAAGACCGAGGUCAAGGACCAUCAAGCUUUUGUGCGUAUGCCAUUCGAAGGCGCUAGCAACUCCAUGGAUGGCAAGUUCAACUACACGGAACUGGAAAGGCGUCUCCGCAACGUCAAGGCUGCUCUAGACAACGAGCUUCUCAAAUGGGCCAUGGAGGGUCAGGCCGCAAGCGAGAAGGAGAUGACAGUCUCGGUAAACCUACGGCACCAAUACGAGCAGGUGGUGCAAACAUUUAAACGCCAGGACAUUCCUCAUGAUGUUCAGCUGGAGGAUAACAACCCUUUUGUCUGGGUAAUCACCUACUUUGGACGGCCUAUGACGAACCUUGACGGCGGCCUCUUCCGUAUCAAGAUGCAUUUCAGCCCGAGAUUCCCCGAGGAACAGCCCCGCGUCAAGUUCCAAACCCGCAUCUUCCAUCACCGCAUCUCGGCGGAUGGAACGACUUGCUACUUCCCGAACUCCCUCAGAAAGGACGAUGUGCGUUCCCACAUCGAGGCUGUUUUCACGGCAUUGGAGGAAGAGGAUCCGGCUUACGACCCUCGAACCUUGGUGAACCCUGAGGCGCACAAGCUCUAUUGGGGAGGCGCUGAUGGACGUAAAACAUACAACCGUCAACUUCGCAGAUCAGUACAGCUAAGCAUGGAGGACUUCUGAUGUCUGUGUGGCAUGCCACGUUGCGCGUUUGAAGUGUCAGAUCACGUAACAGCCGCGCAAGCUUGCAACCAUGUGUUUGGUACAACUUCAGUACAUAAGCCGGCUUGGACUCUUCGGUCGGAAUGAUGGGGAUUAAUAACGGUCAGCUUUGGGUUUACCUAGGUUCAUCAUGGCUUCUAAGGGACUGGGUGGCGUUUACGGCAUCGGAAUCAUGCAUACCGGGAACGGGGUAGGGGGCUGAACCCUUUAGACUCCAGUAGAUACCUAAACUAAUAACGCAGCGAAAUGAGCUUUUUCCCUCCUCGU